Molecule: messenger RNA, 8150 nt
Organism: Xiphophorus couchianus (Monterrey platyfish)
Lineage: Eukaryota; Metazoa; Chordata; Actinopteri; Cyprinodontiformes; Poeciliidae
Gene: psda
Product: pleckstrin and Sec7 domain containing a
Exons: 21
Coding region: 1817-6793 (1658 amino acids)
Biological process (GO): regulation of ARF protein signal transduction
Molecular function (GO): guanyl-nucleotide exchange factor activity
Source: RefSeq, a predicted model, not a curated record
CACCGCUGCGCGGAACUCGGUUAAAAAACGUCAAGAUUUCAGUUUAUUCUCGUGUUUACUAGAUUAAACCUGCGGCAGAACUCCGGUUCAGUCUGGGUCGGUAUAAAAGUUGUUCCGGAACAAUUCGGCGCUGAUUUAACUGCACUAAAGAACUUUUCUGGAAGUAACGUUUCCACUUUUCCAAACCCUGGUGUUGUUGAAGAGACGGUCCACCCUGCUGAGCGCCUCCAGCAGCGACCAGGAGAUCCUGGAAAGGUCCGCAUUAAAGUUGAGCAUUCAGAGAUCAACUGCCAGCCGAAUCAUAAAACACACUUUUAUUAAACAGAAUAAUGUCAAACAGCACACAUAGUGCAGCUCGGUUCCGAAUAUUACUGUAAAACAAUAAAAAGCUCAGUUUCUGAAAGGAGAUGUUUGCUCCCGAAUCCAGCUGAGAAGCGACAGAAACGAAUGUUUAAUGGACCAUAAAGAGGAGCUUCGUCUUUAAAAUAGUAUUUAAAAUAAUGAAUGAACAAAUAAGACAGAUGGUAUUUAUAGAAAGACGCGGAACUGAACCGGCUCCAUCCUCCUGGUUCUGGGAUGCAGGAGGUCCAGUGACCUUUAGAGGACAGUUCGAGUCAGAUCAAUACACGCCGAGUCCGAUCUCAGCCAAUCAGAGACGAGCUGCUGAUGACCACAGGAAGUGUUUAAUGAAGACUGGUUCUGAUCAUAAUGUCCAGCUGGUUUCAGGGUCCAGUCAGAGGAAGAGCUGAGGCUGCUCCUCCUCUUCCUCACCUGCUGCUGCUCUCACUCAUUUCACCUGAAUUAUCAUUAGUUCAGGUGAUGCUACAGUUAUUUGUUAUUCCUGUUUAAAUCUUUUACUGUGUGUUUUUUAAUUGUCCAAUAUUCAACUUAAUUUUUUGGGGGAAAUUUCUGUUAAAGUUUUAGUUUCAGCUUUUAUUCUAUUUAUUUGAUCAAUUCUUUGUUUACCCCAAAGGUAAAUGAUCUCGUGUCAACUUUAAGAGUCGGUGUGGAUGGUGAUGCUGUGGGCAGGAAGGAUCUCCUGUAGCAGUCAGUGCUGCAGCGAAUCAGAAAAAGGCUCUGACAGCAGAAACCAUAUUCCUGCUGAUCCACCUCCUUUGCUUUUGCUGCUCCUCUUUAAAUCUGUGUGGAUAGAAAAAUGUUAGAGAUGGUUUUUAACGUCUUUCGUCUCUCUGCAUCCGUGAAGCUCCUCAGGAUCUGGGGUCAAAGUUCAGGUGUAAUUUCAGUUUUUGAUAAGCAGAUGUAAAAAUAUAACGGCAUACUUUGUUGCUAUGGUUACGCUUCAUAACAACUGGGUGAAAGUAAGCAUACAGGACCAGAGGGAAUAACGGUCCAAACGGCAAUGACUCAACUACGGUCCAGAAGAACCAAUCAGAACCAAAUGAGCCCCUGCUGCGCCUGAAAGGAGGGAGUCACCAUAGUAACCAGAGUCCACUGGCAGCUCCAGGUGACCCUGGUGACCCCGCUUUCUUCAGUGACCUCUGACCUCAGCUCAUCUCAGGUCUGUAGCCCCGCCCCCUCCACCCAGUCAUUGGCUGAAGCAGCCAACCCAGUUGCUCAUUGGCUGGUGCGAAGGUGGGCGGAGCUAGCAGCUUCUGGAGGAAGAGGAGGAGUCUGUAAAUCCACGAUGAGCCGGCUCUGCUGCAGACAACAAGUGUUCAGAGAGGAAGAGGAGUGCAAAGAGGACGAGAAAGACUAGGUUACUGAGGAGAGGAAGGAGGAAACGGAGGUUACCACGGAAACACAGGAGACGUCACUGCAGCAGUGAGGACAGAGGACACUCAGGUUGUAGGAGCUGAUGGACAAUGGACCUGCUGCUCUCUCCACCACACACCAUAGGCUUCAGGGUUCUUCUGGGUUCAUGGAAGUUCAGCAGCCUGCUGCGUAUUUAGCUAGCAGGAAGGAGCAGGUUGCUAAAGUGGGCACCAUGUCUCAGCCAGGUAAAGUUCUCCACCUCUAUGUGGAAGUCCGGUCCGUUUCGGAAGAGGACGAGAAGUUACUGGACCGAGGCGAUGGUGGAACCAACCAGUUGAUGCUGCAAUGUCCAGAUCUCGUCCCUACCUCCCAAAGGAGCUCCAGCCAGUCCAGUCCCAACCGGAGUCCAGAUCUUUCCCCGGAGAUACCGCGCCGUUCGGCGAGGGCGAACCUCUGCUCCCCUAAGUCUUCUUCUAGGCAUUCAGUCAGCUUCCAGCUCCAGAAUCCUCACUCCUCUGCAGCCCAGUUCCACCAUCAGGAAACUUUGGAUGAAAGUUUUGAUCCCUCCUUUCAAUCUUCUACAUCCUCACACUGGCUGACUGUGCCCUCCACCUACACCACCCGUCCCAGGUCUUGUGAGGUCCCAGAGACGGUGGAUGAAGAUGGACGGAUGUCUUUGGUGUCCUUUGGGUACAUAGAGAAAGGCAGCGUCAGCAGCAUGGCUGGACACCAACAGGAUCCUAACAGAAGAUCAGAGGGCCAGCAGCUUGCUGCUCAUCUGAAGAAGAGGAUGAGUGACCCAAUGUGGUAUGGUGAUGAAACCUUACAUGGCAACAGCCACCAACAGCAGCCGAGGAGGGACUCCUCAUGGGGGCAACCCUACUUAUCGAAGGCAACCAUGGAUGCAGUGGCCAGAGACGCUACCCACCGGGCCUUGGAGGAGUUUGGGUCUCCAGAACUAAGACGUAGGUUUGCAGGCCAUGCUUCAGGGAGCCACAGUCCAUCUUUACCUCGACCCUCUCAGGCUCCUCGCUGCCGGUCUUUGGGUGGAUCACCUGUCCUGCCCCGCAGUACUCUGACCCUACCAUCCAGAACUGAGCUCCUGGACAUGGAUCGAAGGUUCUGUCAUGGUUCAGUGAAUGGAUUACCCAGAAGUCCUGCGUCUGACCGCUUAUGUGCUCAAAUGGGAGAAUCUUUCUACUCAAUGGCCCGACCCCAAGGUCCUACUCAAAGUCCACAGAAGUCCUGGCUUCAUGAAGACGGUCACAGGUUGCCCAAUAAAUUUCACCCCCCGUUACCUGCGGGAAGACCCACAGACAUUCAGCAUGAGAUUCCUUUUAGGACUGAGCACCAAGCCGGGAGCACCUACCACGAUGUUGGUACCAGGACCAGGUCCAGUCAUCCUGCAGCAGAACCUGUGAGCUUCAGCUCCGGUGAUCCCCGCAGUAGGAGUCCGUACCAUCCGUCCCGCUGUAGCAGCAGAACCAGCGAUGCAAACAGUCCCAUCAGUGACAGGAGGAGCAUCUCUCCAUACUCCAUCUCUGAUCUGGAUUGUAAGGUUCUUGGAGAGUCCAACAGAAUUUCUGCUGGUUCUGCAGACAGACGGUACAAAUGGACUCCCUCUCCGACUCCCUCUGACACUGAUUCUGUAAGAUCUGAGAGUCCCAAACAUUCAGGGAUGUUCCCAAAAGAAUCUCCUCUCUGGCAAUCUCCCCUUGAGGCUUUGCAGAUGGAAAACUGGAACCAGAAUCGGAAACCAGAAACACUGGUACCUCAAACGAAACCAGGAUGCAUUUCUCCUGGGAUGUCCAAAAGAGCUCCACCAGUGUCUCCUGCCUUGCUAAGUAAGUUGGAUCAAGUACCCGCUUCUGGGUUGCCCAUACUGGACCCCCGACUGAUGCGGACAUCGUCACCAUCUAAAGAUGGGUCCAACUUGCACCGGUACCAGUCGACUCAACACACCAGAGACCAUAGACCUCUGGUCCUGGAGCAGAGACAGCAUGAUGAUCUGCUGGACGGGUCACCAGCAUCCAGCCCCGAGGUCCCCAGAAGAAACGCAUCCAGCCAGAGGGCAGAGUGUCCGCCGGGGAGAUGGACCUCCAAAGGACAAACUGUCCAUCAGUCGUCUUCUGGAGUUCACACUCAGAGCAGCGAUCAGCGCUGUAGACCGGAUGCUCGAGGAGUCCAUAAACAGCUGGCCCAGGAGUGCCAGCUGCUGGUUCUAGGAAUGUCCAAGAACCAGAAAGAGACUCAGGAUCACGGUGCACCCCCGGGGACAUUGUCCUCCAGCUCCAGUGGGGUCACAGGAAGUCUGGGACACAGCAUGUCCCCUGAACCCUCCAGCCAGUCCAGCCACGGUACUACGGACAGCGGUUCUGGGAUGCAGGUUGGCUGGACGGGGCGGGAGAGGCAGGACUGGUCCACGUCGGACCGGACCGCUCCGUCCAGCCCUUCGUCUCGGUCCCAGAAGAUCGCCAGGGCGAAGUGGGACUUCCUGUUUGGAGGCCCGACGGAUCCUGGCCGCCGAAGCAGAGACGUUUCGUUCGUCACGCCACCAACCAGCGGCUCGCCCAGCCCCACCCCGCCCUCCUCCCUCCACCUGCAGCCGACCAAUCACAGGAGGGGGCGGGACCAGCAGAACCAGAAGCUCUCUCAUCACGAGGUCCAGCAGGUCGAGGUGGAGCUGGUGACCCCUGACCCCCGAGGCCCCGCCCCAAAGACCGGCAUCAUCCGGCGGUCCAUCAAGUACUCUGAGACGGACCUGGACGCCGUGCCGCUGCGCUGCUACCGGGAGACGAACCUGGACGAGGUGAUGCGAGCGGAGGCCGAGGCCGCUGAAGAGGCCGAUCCGGGUUUCAGCCACAGCGUUCUGGGAAAGUCCUGCUUCAGCCCGGAGGACGGGUCAUCCAGAUUCGACCCGGCGGGCCUCAGGGAGCAGAACGGCCAGGUGGAGGAGGACGAGGAAGAUGAGGAGGAGGAGGGCGUGGCCAGCUGGGCCAGCGUCCGCAUGCAGGGCGACCGCCAGCGGCAGCGCGCCGCCAGAGAGGAAGACGAGGUCCUCAGUCUGCUGGUGAAGGGAACCACGGCGCCGCCGUCCGAGGCCCAUGGCAGCCUGAAGUCGCCGGUGGCGGGGGUCGUUGCCCGGCGACCGUCAGAGAGCCAGCUGGACUCGUUCAGCCGCCACUUCGAGAACAUCAUGGAGUCGCACCGCGCCAAGGGUACGUCCUACAGCAGCCUGGACAGCGUGGACCUGCUCACCUCCGGUUCCACCUCCGUCUUCACCUUCGACCUGCCCACACUCACCCCCGAGAUACAGAGUCAGAUCUGCGAGAGCGCCAAGCAGAUCCUGGAGCUGAGCUUCGCUCCGCUGACCCGGCCCGAGUCGUCCUCUGAUACAGCCCUCGGCGCCGGGCUGGGGCCCCCAGUCCGGUCCCGGUCUGAGAAAGACACAUGGCGGCAUUCCAUCGUCAGAGACAGCUUCAGGAAGGCGACGUCGGUGCCGGCGCUGCACAGCAGGGAGCGUCCAGCGGACCAGCGCGACCCAGAGGUUCUGGAGGUCCUGACCAACGGCCUGAAACCGGACCUGCAGGCGGCCCGGCGUCUUGCCAAGCGGCUCUACGCUCUGGACAGGUUCCGCAAGUCCGACGUGGCGCCACACCUCAGCAAGAAUAACGACUUCAGCCAGAUGGUGGCGCAGGAGUACCUGGAGCACUUCAACUUCAGCAGCAUGAACAUCGACCAGGCGCUCAGGACGUUUCUGACCCGGUUUGCUCUGAUGGGAGAAACCCAGGAGAGAGAGAGAGUCCUCGCUCACUUCUCCAGGAGAUACAGGCAGUGUAACCCCGAGACGCUGUCCACUGAUGACAGCAUCCACACCCUGACCUGCGCCGUCAUGCUGUUGAACACUGAUCUCCAUGGAAACAACGUGGGGAAGAGGAUGUCCUGCAGCCAGUUCAUCUCCAACCUGGAGGGACUGAACGACGGGAAGGACUUCCCCAAAGACCUGCUGAAGACGCUGUACAGCUCCAUCAGGAACGAGAAGCUGCAGUGGACCAUUGAUGAAGAGGAGCUGAGGAAGUCGGUGUCGGAGCUGGCCGACGGCCGCACCGACUCCGCCUCCCAGACCAUGCGGCGCGUCGCCGGCGGCAACCCGUUGGUGGGCGUGGCCCAGCAGGCCGACGGCGAACUCUACAAGAGCGGCUUCCUGGUGAGGAAGGUCCACGCCGACCCGGACGGGAAGAGAACUCCGCGGGGGAAGAGAGGCUGGAAAACCUUCUACGCCAUGCUGAAGGGUCUGGUCCUCUACCUGCAGAAGGACGAGUACCGGACGGAGCGAGAGCCGACGGAGGACGACGUGAAGAACGCCGUGUCCGUCCACCACGCCCUGGCCAUGAGGGCCGCCGACUACCGCAAGAGACCCAACGUCUUCUACCUGAGGACGGCCGACUGGAGGGUCUUCCUGCUGCAGGCGCCGAGCGCCGAGCAGAUGCAGUUGUGGAUCACCAGGAUCAACGCCGUGGCGGCCAUGUUCUCUGCUCCUCCGUUCCCGGCCGCUAUCGGCUCCCAGAAACGCUUCAGCCGCCCGCUGCUGCCCGGGUCCAACACCAAGCUGACCCAGGAUGAGCAGCUCCAGGCCCAUGAGAACCGGUUCCGGGCGGUUUCCUCGGAGCUGACGGAGCUCGCUGCCGCCACGCCCGACCGCAGGGUCAAAGGUCGUGAGCUGGAGGAGCAGAAGCUGCGGAGGGAGUACCUGGAGUUUGAGAAGACGCGGUACGGGACGUACGCCAUGCUGCUGCGGGCCAAGAUGGCGGACGGCGGCGCCGACCUGGCCGCCUUCGAGGCGCGGCUGUGUGGCGACGGCGGCCUGCAGAGGGCGCACUCCAGCCCCUCGCUGCCCCAAGACACCGCCGGCACCCGGGACAAGAGCCGCGGCGCCAAGACGUCCCGCAGCCUGAAGGCCACGCCCUCCUCCUCCUCAUCCUCGGUGACGAAGAGUUGCGCCAAUGAGGGGGAGGGGCCAAAGAACGGCCAGAGGGCGGAGCUUCAGAAGCAGAGCAGCAAGCAGGAGGAGGUGGCGUAAUGUUCAGGCGCCGUCGGACAAAACGCUGAGGCACUUUGCCCCCUUGUGAGACGUUCAAGGUCGGCGGGAAAACAGACAUUCAUCCAGGAAGCACUUCCAGCCGUCGGCCUUUCACAACAAAAGCUUUAUUUCCUGUUAGUAAUUUCAGGGCAGCAAGCUGAGACCGGCGCGUUCAGGGUCACCAACCCAUCAUAGGAAAUUAUAGUUGCAUCGUCUCAGAUGGAAUCUGAGAGGAAACAACCGACCAGAACCAGAACCUCCAGAACUGUUGGACCAGAACCUUCAUGUCUCCUUCCUUCAGUUUCUGCUGGAGACAAACAGGAAGUACGGAGAACCGUUAGGGACAAAAAACUGAUUCCCAUUUAACCUGCAGAUCAGUCGAACUGAUGCAGAACCUCUGGUUCUGGACCCGGUUCUGGACUCUGGACCCGGCUCAGAGUAAAAAUGUUCCAGAUGUGAAAUUAAUUCACAGAAUUUAAAUUGAAUCCUGAAUUCAGGAACUGAGGAACCAAAGAUCCUCUGUGCUGGAAGAUGUCUCACUCCUGUUUUUAUUUGACCAGAUUCUCUUUCUGUGUGUGUGUGUGUGUGUGUGUGUUUUCAUAGUUUCAGUCAGAACCAGGCUGUAAUUCUCUGCUGCUGCCACUGGGGGGUAACAGUCAUUCGGACUGGAUCAGAACCAGAACCAUUCUCUUCUGAAGAAGGUUCGAUGUUUUAGGCAGAAAAAUCAGGAAAGCUCACAGAACUGAUCCGGUUCAGAACCCGAUCAGAACCAGAAGUUAAAACAUCAGAAUGAAAGUUUUCUGCUGUUAAUGGACCGGUUCUGAUCCGCCUCCAGCUGGCAGCAGAGGGAACCGGAUCAGAACCAAACUCUUCAUCGAGAGUUGGGUUCUUUUCUCCUCUGACCCAUCAGAACCAAACUGGGUUCUGUUCGGAUUCAGACUGGAUCAGAACCUGAGGACGAGUGACACCAGGUGGUGUCCAGAACCGGGUCACAGAGGUACCACCAGAGCCGGUCUGGAACUUUCUGGUUCUGUUGGACCAACCCGUCCUCUUCCUCAGGCUGCAGAUGAAGACCUAGACCGGUUCUGGUCGGUCCAGAGCGAGCAGAACCACUUCAGUACCAGAACUCUGCAAUUUCUGGUUCCGUGUAAAUAAGCUGGACCGGACCUGACCAGACCUCAGAAAUCUGUUGUAAAUAAAGUUGGACCUUCAGAACUGGAAGAAGCCAUACAGCCGCACUUUGUUCUGAGUCGGAACCAGGUCGAAUCGGACCGGAACCGGCCUGUGCUGUACAGACGUCACUUACUGUCUCGAUCCCGAUCCAUUGAGCAAAAUAAAAACAUGGACCGGAACCGAA